Molecule: messenger RNA, 1522 nt
Organism: Marchantia polymorpha subsp. ruderalis
Lineage: Eukaryota; Viridiplantae; Streptophyta; Marchantiopsida; Marchantiales; Marchantiaceae
Source: the annotation of a GenBank genome assembly
GUCUGUUUUUGACGACGAGAGUGUCUACACAUGUUGUAGAUAACCACUCAAAAAAGGAGAAAUACCGACGUACAUAUUACGUAUGCUUGGUUCUGAUCGAGUACGAGUUAAACGAGUUGUGCAGAGAAUUUCAGCCGAAUCCGAUAAGAAAAGCUAUCAUUUCAGACCGAACGAAGUUGGCAGAACGAGGUCAGGAGUUACUGCGGAAUUGGCUAGCCUAGCUAUCUGAAACGCCACCAAUUUGCGUGGAUGAUGGCUUCGAAGAUGUAUACCCGGAUGCUUAUCGUAGUGGUAGCUACACUGGUCUUCGCAUCACUUGGUGAUGCUUAUGGUUACUCUGGAAAUCAUGCUGGCUUAAGGGAGAAUUAUUAUUCCAGAAAUUGCCCAAAAGCCGUAAGCAAGAUAUCCGGCUUGAUCAAAUAUUACACGAAGGAAGAUAAAUCCUUACCAGCAGCUUUGAUUCGUCUGCACUUUCACGACUGCUUUGUUAACGGAUGUGAUGGCUCUGUUCUUUUGGAUUCGACACCCACAAAUUUAGCCGAGAAGGACGCCCUCCCAAAUAAAUUUUCACUCAGAGGUUUCGAAAUCAUAGAUAAAGUCAAAGAAGCGAUUGAGGAAAUAUGCCCUGGAGUGGUGUCUUGCUCAGAUAUUUUGAGCCUUGCUGCUCGAGAAUCGAUCUCAUUUAAGGGAGGCCCAAGAUGGAGAGUACCUCUUGGUCGAAGAGACAGCUUAAGCUCAAUCGCAGAGGCGGCAAAUAUCAGUCUUCCCAUUCCUACCAUGAACUAUGACGAGCUUGUCGAGAACUUCGCAAAUGUAGGACUCAAUGAAAGAGACAUGGUUAUUCUCUCAGGUGCACACACUAUAGGAGAGGCCCAUUGCGCUGUGGUGAUGCCACGUUUGUACAACUUUCCAGGAAGUCGUGAUGGAGUGGAUCCAUCUUUGGAUAGGAAAUACGCUGAGACGCUGAAACGAAAGUGUCCUCCCGGUGCAGAAUUGACUCUCAUUCCCAUGGAUCCCAGCUUUGGCGGUCAGAGAUUUGAUGGCAACUACUACCGCAACAUUGUUAGCAAGAAAGCACUCUUUGGAUCUGACAACGCGCUCAUCCAGGACAAGGAUGGACGUGCCAUCGUCUCGAAAUCCAUCAUUUCUCCGAAGACCUUUUUCAGAGAGUUCGGUCUAUCUAUGGAGAAGAUGGGAAGAAUUGCGCCGCUAACGGGAAGCCAGGGUGAAAUUCGCCGCAAAUGUUCUGCUGUGAAUCCACCGGCUAAAUACCAUCGGAAGAGCUACGAGCAUUAAUAUCAUUCGAAUGUAUCUGAUAUACAAAAAUGUUAGGAACUUAUUGCUUAGACAAAACGUUCAUCCAAAUGAGUGCAGUCUUAGUAUACUCGAGGUCUUGGAAUCUGCUGUAGGUAGUUCUCUUCACUUCAGUCAAUUUCCAGUUCACUGCGCAUUCUUCCUGAAACUCUCUAAGAAUGUAUCACUGUAACAUUGAUUCCAAAAGAAACGGAAAAAAGUAAAUUAU